GCUCGCCGCUGCGGUGGAGCUCCAGCCGCUCGGCGAGCCUUAUUGAUCUGAAGGGUAAAUGUGGAGGGAGCCACAGAGAGGGGUCCAGGCGGUUCUGAGAAGAGAGGCAGCGGCUUCCAGGAAGAAAGUGGUGUCCGCGGGCUGCCCGGCCUGGAGAGCCUUGUGUGAAUGAGAGGGGACAAAACGCAAGGCAGUGCGUGGCUACAGUGAUUCAGAAGGGGAAGCGAGAGAGAGGCAGAGCGAAGGGUCUCACCUUGGGUGCAAGGCUGGGUUGUUGCCUCCUGCUGCCGCCGCCUGUCCACCGUGCCGAGGUUCCUGCAGCCUGCCGUUUCUGCUGCCAGCUGCUCCACUUCCAAUCCAGCUGAAAAGAGCAGUGGAAGAUAGCCCAAGUUUUUGGGCCCCUGAACACCCUUGGGAGAUCUGCAAGAAGUUCCUGCUUUGGCUUUGGCCUGGCCCAGCACUGGCUGUUGCAGCCAUCUGGGAGUGAACCAGCAGAUCUCUGUCACCUAACUGGUUGGAUUUCUUGGGGAAUAUAUUCAAGUUGGAAAUGAAUAGCAGUUUGGACUUUUAAAGGAUGCCAGCCUUCUUAGAGACAGUGAGCAGCUCCACAUAAACACGGGAGGAACACAGUAGCAGCUACUUGGAGGGUGUUGAUUGAAAACUUCGAUCUCCCCACCCCAUUCACGGUUGAUUUGCCUGAUUUCUCACCUCCACCUCCUUCACAGAGAAUAUUUCAAUUAAGGUACAGUCAUAGACAGUGAGAGAGAGACAGAGAGAAAGGUCUUCCUUCCAUUGGUUCACUCCCCAAAUGACCACUGCAGCCGGAACUGCGCCGAUCCAAAGCCAGGAGCCAGGUGCUUCCUCCUGGUCUCCCAUGUGGUGCAGGAGCCCAAGCACUUGGGCCAUACUGCACUGCCCUCCCAGGCCAUAGCAGAGAGCUGGACUGGAAGAGGAGCAACCAGGACUAGAACCCAACACUCAUUUGGGAUGCCAGCACUGCAGGCAGAGGAUUAACCAAGUGAGCCAAGGUCCAUUUAGAUGGAAUAUAAUACAGCAGCAAUAUCAAAAGGAUUAAUGUCUGUGUGGUCAUUUCUGCAAUAAAACAGAAAGCUCAGUGGUUAAGGCCACAGACACCUCAAACCUGGAUCCCACAAGUCUGCCUUAAGUGCUGGAGUUUUUAUUACUCUGUGUAGGAAAGCCUUUGCCAAUGCUUACAAGGAACUGUUUAUCACUGCUUCUCUGGGUCCUGUUUGAUGGAGGUCUCCUAACACCACUUCAACCACAGCCACGGCAGACUUUGACCACAGAACCAAGAGAAAAUGUUCUCCGCCUGCCAGGACGACGAUUACAUUUUCAACGAGUUAAACGUGGCUGGGUAUGGAAUCAAUUUUUUGUGCUGGAGGAAUACAUGGGCGCCGAGCCUCAGUAUGUUGGAAAGCUCCAUUCUGACUUGGACAAGGGAGAGGGCACUGUUAAAUAUACCCUCUCAGGAGAUGGUGCUGGCACAGUUUUUACCAUUGAUGAAACCACUGGGGAUAUUCAUGCAAUAAGGAGCCUGGAUAGAGAAGAAAAACCUUUCUACACCCUUCGUGCUCAGGCUGUGGAUAUCGAAACCAGGAAGCCUCUGGAGCCUGAAUCAGAGUUCAUCAUCAAAGUUCAGGACAUUAAUGACAAUGAGCCACGGUUUUUGGAUGGACCAUACGUUGCCAGUGUUCCAGAAAUGUCUCCUGUGGGUGCAUAUGUGCUCCAGGUCAAGGCCACCGAUGCAGAUGACCCCACCUAUGGAAACAGUGCCAGAGUCGUUUACAGCAUCCUUCAGGGACAACCUUAUUUCUCUAUUGAUCCCAAGACAGGUGUUAUUAGAACAGCUUUGCCAAACAUGGACAGAGAAGUCAAAGAGCAAUACCAAGUACUUAUCCAAGCCAAGGAUAUGGGAGGACAGCUGGGAGGCUUAGCUGGCACAACGAUUGUCAACAUCACCCUCACUGAUGUCAAUGACAAUCCUCCUCGAUUCCCCAAAAGCAUCUUCCAUCUGAAAGUUCCUGAGUCUUCCCCUGUUGGUUCAGCUGUUGGACGAAUAAGAGCCGUGGAUCCUGACUUUGGACAAAAUGCAGAAAUUGAGUACAAUAUUGUUCCAGGAGAUGGGGGAAACUUGUUUGACAUCAUCACAGAUGAGGAGACACAAGAAGGAGUCAUCAAACUGAAAAAGCCAUUAGAUUUUGAAACAAAGAAGGCAUAUACAUUUAAAGUAGAGGCCUCCAACUUGCACCUAGAUCACCGGUUCCACUCGGCAGGCCCUUUUAAAGACACAGCCACAGUAAAGAUCAGCGUGCUGGAUGUCGAUGAGCCCCCAGUUUUUAGCAAGCCAUUGUACACUAUGGAGGUGUACGAAGACACUCCCGUCGGGACCAUCAUCGGUGCUGUCACAGCGCAAGACCUUGAUGUGGGCAGUAGUGCCGUUAGGUACUUCAUAGAUUGGAAGAGUGAUGGGGACAGCUACUUUACAAUAGAUGGAACUGAAGGAACCAUCGCCACUAAUGAAUUACUGGACAGAGAAAGCACUGCACAGUAUAAUUUCUCCAUAAUUGCGAGUAAAGUUAGUAAUCCAUUAUUAACCAGCAAAGUCAACAUAGUGAUUAAUGUCCUAGAUGUCAAUGAAUUUCCCCCAGAAAUAUCUGUCCCAUAUGAGACAGCUGUAUGUGAAAAUGCCAAACCAGGACAGAUAAUUCAGAUAGUCAGUGCUGCAGACCGAGAUCUUUCACCUGCUGGGCAGCAGUUCUCCUUUAGAUUAUCACCUGAGGCUGCCAUCAAACCAAAUUUUACAGUCCGUGACUUCAGAAACAACACAGCUGGAAUUGAAACCCGAAGAAAUGGAUACAGCCGCAGACAGCAAGAGUUGUAUUUCCUCCCUGUUGUAAUUGAAGACAGCAGUUAUCCCAUUCAGAGCAGCACAAACACAAUGACUAUUCGAGUUUGUAGAUGUGACUCAGAUGGUACCAUCUUAUCCUGCAACGUGGAAGCAAUUUUUCUGCCCGUAGGACUUAGCACUGGGGCUUUGAUUGCAAUUCUACUCUGUAUUGUUAUACUAUUAGCCAUAGUUGUGCUGUACGUAGCGCUGAGAAGGCAGAAGAAGAAAGACACCCUGAUGACCUCGAAAGAAGACAUCAGAGACAAUGUCAUCCACUACGAUGAUGAGGGAGGUGGGGAAGAGGACACCCAGGCCUUCGACAUCGGGGCUCUGAGGAACCCUAAAGUGAUUGAAGAGAACAAAAUUCGCAGGGAUAUAAAACCAGACACCUUCUGUUUACCUCGGCAGAGACCGCCAGUGGAAGACAACACAGACAUAAGGGAUUUCAUUAAUCAAAGGCUGCAGGAAAACGAUGUGGACCCAGCUGCCCCACCCUAUGACUCCUUGGCCACAUACGCCUACGAAGGCAGUGGAUCGGUGGCCGAGUCCCUCAGCUCCAUAGACUCGCUCACUACCGAGGCCGACCAGGACUACGACUAUCUCACAGGCUGGGGGCCGCGCUUCAAAGUUUUGGCAGACAUGUUUGGUGAAGAAGAGAGUUAUAACCCUGAUAAAGUCACCUAGAGGAGACGCGAAGGCUGCAACACGGCGGAACAGAGGAGUUUUAAAAAAGGAAAGAAGACCCAAAAGAAAUUUCACACACACACACACACACACACACACACAGACCGCCCCAAGAUGCUUUACAGGAUCUUAUUCCUUUGACUAUCUGAUUUCUAGCAAGUUGCUCUAUUCAUCAUAUUUGUCAGGUUUUUUUUGUUUGUUUGUUUGUUUAUUCUGCCUACAUGAGAUAAAUCCUAUAACAUGUACUUGCUUUGUUUGGUUCUAUUAUUUCAGAAACACACUGAGAGAAGCUCAGGCCUAUACAUACACUUUUCUGACAUGACAACCAGAACGGAGCUCACCAUGUGGCAUCACGGUGGAAGAGUGUUAGAUUUUUCUUAAUUCCACUAAAGUGCCUAUUGAAACUCUUACCAUUUCAAGUGGUGUACGCUACACUCUGCCGUGGUGGCUGGCCGGAUUCAGCAUAAAGAAGAACAAAACAAAGACAGCGUCUUUGCGUGAACGAGCAAUAGCAGCACGCUGACUCUUCCCAUUCCUUCCAGAAAACAAGAAGACAACUUUCCGAACUCCAUCUUCUUACAAUUCAAAGGCUUUUCCUUCUUUUUUAAACUGUGUACCUAAACGUACUUGUUUUUCCUACCCUUUCAGAAAGCAGAAAUAAAUGUGAUCAUAUAAAAUUCAAUAUGUAAGUCAUGAAUUCUAAAAGCAAUGUUUGAUCUUAGCAUUACUUCAUCCUAAAAGUGUUCAUUAAACAUUACUUUUUAUCCAAAAAAUUAAGGAAAUAGGAAAAAAAAUCCCUCUUUCUAAAGAGAAGCCUCAGGACACAAAUGCCACAUUAAAAUAAAUAUUGGUUUUGUUUAACACUGUAUUGUUGUGUGGGAAAUUGGUUUUAAAAAUCACCAGACCAUUUAAGCUUUCAGUCAUAAAUAAAAUUGCAAGUUGUGCCUCUGUGCAAAUUUCUGGGGGGAACAAAUUGCCAUUUACUUUAAACAGGGGAAGAAAAAUAUUGGUCCAAAGCUUCUCAGAGUGUUUUCCAAUUGAGUUAAUCCUUGAUGAGGAGUGGAAACAAAAUGCAUAUCAAGAAAUGUCAUGAAUUUAUAACAUGUCUAAAAUAUUUAUUAUAUGUAAUGAAAACAGUAAAAAUCAGGGAAUACAGAAAAUCCAAAGCAACGACUAAAUCAUAAAAUGUACAAAAGUGCAAAAUCAGGCAACUUACUGACUUAACUAACAUGGGUUCCAGCUCUGUGAACAUUAUUGUUCUAUGAGAAGUCAAAGUUCUUCAUUUUCUCAUCUACAAUAAUCCUAAUAAAUGCAUCUCCUCUGUAAAGACCUUUUUAUUAGAUGCAAAUUUCUUUGAAAUCAUAGAUCCCAUGAGUAUUUAAGUAAACCAGUCACAUAUAUUACUUUUAUGUAGAUUGUGCACUAUCUAGAAACACAAAAUAAAUGUGGACUAAAUAGCAAGUAAUAUAUUUCUCAAUAUCAUGUAACUCUAAAUACUUGAUACUAUGUAUCAAGUAACUACUAAAACAUUGAUACUAUGUAUAGGAAUAAAAUCAGAGUUGUUAGGUCCGCCCUGAAGAUACAGUCAAUAUCUAGGCAUACUUAUGAAAUAUUGAUCCAUGUAUGCAUAUGUAAUAUCUGUAAGAUUGCAAAGGAAGAUGAAUACAUGGGAAAACAGGUAAAAGCAUCGAUGACAAUGGCAAAUUAUUUUCAUCUCUAUUCUCUCACAAACACUUGUUUUAAAAUUGUCUGACUAAAGAUUAUGCUGCGGCAAUGGGGCCAUAUGAAUCUGCAUCUCUCAUCCCUUUCUUUGCCACCUUCCAAUUGCAUACUCUUCUGCCUAUCAAGAAUGGCUGCUGAACUUGUUUUCCUCCACUAUAGCCUCAGUUUUACCUUUGAUUCAUCCCUUGCAAUUGCAUUGCAAUAUUCAUGGAGUGUAAUCAUUUGCAGCAAAACACACUUUGGAAGACAUGUCAUUUUUUUAAAAAAUUAAUUAUGUCAUAACCAUACUGGAGAGAAAAUUUUAGGCAACUUCUGGGUUUGUCCAAGCAACAUGAUGCACAAUGAAAGGAGGUACUCCUCCAAGACCAAUGCUAUAGACAGGAGGAUUCUCGUUGGGAACUAUUAUAUUUUGCAUUUUGCAAAGAAUCUAUCUCUGUCUGCAGACAUGCAACAGCAGUAGUAGUGUUGGCAUUAAAGAAAAAAAGAAACACUGGGGAGGGACAAGUCAUUUCAAGCACAUGACAGCAAAACUAUGAAACUGACAAAUAUUUUACCAAAUGUGCACAUCUUCAGUAUCUGUCUUUAUCUUUGCAAUAUCAUUCCAGUGCUAAGGCUUCAGUAUCAAAGAACUACAGACUGUGUCUUCUAAAACAGAAAUUUAUUUCCUCACAAUUCUGCAGGCUAAAAGGCGAAGAUCAAGGUGUCAGUAGCUUUGGCUUCUUCUGAGAGCUUUGUCACAGUUUUACCUCUGAGCUUAAGUUCCAUGUCACUUACAGACACUUACAAGGACACCAAUGCUACUGGAUUAGUGCCUAUGCAUCGGGCCUCUGUAAGCUUAAUUAUUUCUUUAAAGGCUUUGUCUUUGAGCACAGUCACAUUUUGAGGUACAUGUGUGUUAGGAGGAGGCACAUUCAGCUCACAACAACCACAUAGAUGUUGGCAGCAUUUUUUCCCAAGAAAACAUUUCAUGCACAACAUUCAAGCGAGAAAAUAAAUAUGCAGAAAAGAAAAAACUCAAAUGGAAACAAUUUCAGGUAAAUGGAGAACCAGAGGAGUGAUAACAUUAAAAUAAUUUUUUGGUGCUUGUAAAUAGGAAGUGUGAUGGAUAUCUUCUAUGACAAGCACUGGGCCUAGUUCUUAAUACUUGUAUUAUUGUGGGAUUCUUUUUUAUUGAUAAUAACACAUUUCCCGGCCUUCAUUCAACCAUUGAGCAAUACAAAAAGUGUUUAUGAUUUGUGAGAGAAUUUUUACUAUUAAUAAUUACAUCAUACUUUUGUUACUGCCUUGCAUGUUUACCUUUAUAAAGUAUAUAUUAAAUGUAAUUUAUGUAUCCUAUUUAUACAUUUUAAAAAUAUCACCUUUAAUUGUAUUCAUUGAAGUAGCAGACCAACACCUAAGAGUGGAACAAUGUGAUUGUAUCCUAGGAAUAAUCUGAAAUUUCUUUUGUACCAAAUUUUGUGUCUGAUGAGAAACGUCAUAUUGGGAAACUUCAUGCACAGUCCCCCAGCGUUCUAUUCCUUAUGGUAAAAUUAAUUUGUUGCACUUAGUAUUGAUUAAAUUUCCUCCAAGAUUUCUUGAUUCGUAAAUUCUAGUUAUAAUCAUAUGUAGUCCAUCAAAUAAUUUACAUAAAAUUAUUGCAUAAAACAUGAUAUUGCGUAAGUUCAGAGAUCUUUAAAACCUAAGGUAAACAUCAAAUCUUUGAAUUAUGGAUUUGCUUGAUCAUACUCUAAAACUAACCACUUUUACCAUAUGAAAUAAACCUUGCAAUCAUUACUUAAGUGCAGAUAUCAAAAUUAUUCAGCAAAGUCAAAUGGAAGAGAGAGGGAAGGAAGUGACAAAAUAAUUACAGCCCAGAUCUUGAGUUGCAGACUUUCACCAAGUGAUACAAAGUUCAGAAGAGCUGUGCUAUUCUCUGUAGAAAUCCCUGGAAACAUUCCAACACCGAUCUCAUAAAAAUUGGGAUUCAGCCUCAAUUCACUUCCUCAGAAAAGAAGAAUAUGAGAUUGCACCCUUGUGGCUUGGAACUCCCUUCCCCCUCACCUAAUGCACAGUUUUAGAGGGUAAAUGAUUCAUUUGCAAUUAUUUUUCCUCAAUAUUUUGAAGAUACCUUUCUGUGAUAUGCUAGUAUUUAACCCAGAUAGAGACACAGAAGAAUGGGUGUGUCUCUCCUUCCUCUCUGUGUGAUGCGAUUUUUGCACACAUUUUUUCUUAUCCUCAUUGUUAUAAGAUUUCACAAAAUGGAUCUUUGAUCAUUCUUAGUGGUUCCUUCCUACAUGGAGCUUCGGAAUUUUCAGUUCUCAGAGGGUUCCUUGUACUAAAUUUAUGAUAGUUUCCUACCCUGAAUUUUUCUGUUCUCUGUGAGCUUUAAAAAAAAAUUAUUGGCCGGCGCCGUGGCUCAGUGGGCUAAUCCUCUGCCUGCUGCGCCGGCACCCCAGUUUCUAGUCCCAGUCGGGGCACCGGAUUCUGUCCUGGUUCCUCCUCUUCCAGUCCAGCUCUCUGCUGUGGCCCGGGAGUGCAGUGGAGGAUGGUCCAAGUGCUUGGGCCCCGCACCCGCAUGGGAGACCAGGAGAAAGCACCUGGCUCCUGGCUUCAGAUCAGUGUGGUGCGCAGGCCUCAGCGUGCCGGCCCCAGUGGCCGUUGGGUGGUGAACCAACGGAAAAGGAAGGUCUUUCUCACUGUCCACUCUGCCUGUUAAAAAAAAAAGAUUUAUUUAUUUAUUUGAGAGUCAGAGUUACACACAAAGAGGAGGGGUAGAGAGAAAGAUGGAGAAGUCUUCCAUCCCAGGCUCACUCCCCAGUUGGCCCCUCCGAAGCCAGGAGACAGGAGCUUCUUCCAGAUCUCCCCCACGAGUACAGGGGCCCAAGGACUUGGGCCAUCUUCCAUUGCUUUCCCAGGCCUUAGCAGUGUGUCGGAUUGGAAGUGGAGCAGCUGAGACUUGAAAGCACCCAUAUGGGAUGCUGGCACUGCAGGCAGCGGCUUUACUCGCUAUGCCACAAAGCUGGCCCCCUAUCAUAUUUUUAAUUUGAGGGUUUUUGGAUGCUCUGGAUUCAAGUUAAUUGUAUUUUCAUCCUUUCUUUUGAAAAGAUUUAAUUAUUUAAUUUAAUUUAAUUUAUUCGUGAGGCAGAGUGACAGACAAAGAGAAGGAGAGACAGAUAUUCCAUCUACUGGUCAUUCCCCAGAUGGCCACUAGGCCACAAGGCCAAUCCAAAACCAGGAGCCAGGAGCUACUUUUAUGUCUCCCACAUGGUUGCAGGGGCCAAAGCACCUGGGCCAUCUUGCACUGCUUUCCCAGGCUAUCAGCAGAGAGCUGGAUCAGAAGAGAAGCAGCUGGGACACGAACUAGAGUCUUUAAGAAGCUUAGCUUACUCUGCUACAGUGCUGAUCCCAAGAUUUAAUUAUUUAUUUGAGAAACAGAGUUACAGAGAAGUAAGGAGAGAGAGAGGGAGAGAGAGAGAGAGAGAGAAUCUUCCGUCUGCUACUUCAAUCCCAAAAUGGCCACAAUAGCUAUGGAUGAGCAAGGCUGAAGCUAAGUGCCUGGAGCUCCAUCCAGGUCUCCAACCUAUUUGACAGGGUUCUGAGUAAUUGGACCAUCUUCUACUGCCUUCCCAGGCAGAGUAGCAGGGAACUGGAUCAGAAGUGGAGCAGCAGGGACUCAACUCAGCACUCAUAUGGGAUACCACUAUUGCAGGCAGCUUAACCUGGAACACUACUACACCAGCCCCUAAUUGUAUAUUCUUAACUAGGAUUUUCUGCCUUGUGUUUUAUUCUAUUUCCAUAAGUCUUUCUUGACUUUCUCAGAGGAUGCUAUUUAGGCUGCUUUUUAAAAAUUUGAUAAUCCUAGUUUUUUCUUGCAUCAUGUGCUUCAAACACAGUACAAAAAAUGGGAAUACCCAUUUUAACUUGCUCUAUUUCAGCCUCAUCUCUCCUCAUUCCAGCUUUUUACUACACUGAGUGUGUUCAAGUCCUGACAUAUACAUUAGGAGAGAGGACAAAUUCUCUACCAAGCUGCAGCAGUCAUCUCUAAUCUGAACCUUGUCUGCCCUGUUCCAUCCAUCUCUAUUCAUUUACCCUAAAUACUUGUUGGCUAAUGGUCCAUUUGCCAAACUCUUUAUUGUUGUGAACACACAAGCACACAAAUACAGGCACGUGCAUUUAUCUAUAAUAGAGACAUAAUAGGUAGAAAUUACUAUUACAAUGUACUUUCUUAUUCUUAAAUUAUACUAUCAUUGUAACUUCAUCCCAGGAUGAAAGAGACAUGAAGAUGUUCAUGCAAUUAGUUAUAAUGUCUGAAACCCUUGAGAAAAAGCUCAUAAUUUUUCCUUUCAUAUCCACCAUUAUAAAACAAUAACAUGUAUACCUACACAUAUAUUUCAGUAUUUAUAAGUCCAACUUUCAUUGUGGAUUUCCACUGAUUCCUUUACUCAGGUUUUUAUUUGUUUGUAUGUCUUCAUUUUCAAAACAAUCAGUCUAGUUUGCUAAGCUUCUCAAUUUCCUAAACUUUAUCAGGACUUUGAUCAUGUGUUGUCUUAUUGUAGUACUUUUUUAAGAUUUAUUUUUUAUUUGAAAAUCAAUGUUACACAGAGAGAGAAGGAAAGGCAGAGAGAGUGAGAGGUCUCCCAUCCACUGGUUCACUCCUCAGUUGGCCAAAAUUGCCAGAGCUGCGCCAGUCCAAACCCAGGAGCAAGGAGCUUUCUCUGGGUCUCCCAUGCGGGUGCAGGGGCCCAAGGACUUGGACCAUCUUCCACUGCCUGCCCAGGCCAUAGCAGAGCUGGAUCAAAAGUAGAGUAGCCUGGACUUGAACUGGUGCACAUAUGGAAUGCUGGCACUGUAGGAGGCAGCUUGUCUCACUUUUAAAUUAAAGAAAUAGGAAAUAAGCAUGGACAAACAACUGAGGAAAAUUUUUUAAAAAUGCAAAACUAACAAAGAGUGAUGGCCGGUACUGUGGCACAGCUGGUUAACGCCCUGACCUGAAGCGCCAGCAUCCCAUAUGGGUGACAGUUCGAGUCCCGGCUGCUCCUUUUCCAAUCCAGCUCUGCUAUGGCCUGGGAAAGCAGUAGAAGAUGGUCCAAAUCCUUGGGCCCCUGCACACACGUGGGAGACCCCGAAGAAAAUCCUGGCUCCUGGGCUUCGGAUUGGUGCAGCUCCGGCCCUUGUAGCCAUAUGGGGAAUGGGCCAGCGGAUGGAAGACCUCUCUCUCUGUCUACCUCUCUCUGUAACUCUGUCUUUCAA
Messenger RNA from Oryctolagus cuniculus (rabbit), 10543 nucleotides. The record is from RefSeq and is a predicted model, not a curated record. Lineage: Eukaryota; Metazoa; Chordata; Mammalia; Lagomorpha; Leporidae.